This is a messenger RNA of Monoraphidium neglectum, 981 nucleotides long. Its product is annotated as A/G-specific adenine glycosylase. Gene Ontology annotation, cellular component: nucleus. The transcript has 6 exons. The record is from RefSeq and is a predicted model, not a curated record. Bases 1 to 981 code for a protein of 326 amino acids. NCBI's taxonomy places the organism in Eukaryota, Viridiplantae, Chlorophyta, Chlorophyceae, Sphaeropleales, Selenastraceae. Gene Ontology annotation, molecular function: purine-specific mismatch base pair DNA N-glycosylase activity; oxidized purine DNA binding; 8-oxo-7,8-dihydroguanine DNA N-glycosylase activity. Gene Ontology annotation, biological process: base-excision repair; mismatch repair.
AUGCCAACGCAGCGGGCCACCAGGGCGGCACGUCCAGGCAGCCGCAGCAGCAUUAGCAAGGGAAGCUCGCCACCUGACGCCACCACUAGCGCCGCGGUUGACGUGCCCGUCGCCAUCGAAAAGGCCGGCGCCGCAAAGGCAGCGAAGAAAUCACGCAUCAGCAAAACGGCUGAGGGCCGCGGCGGCAGCGGGAGCGGGGCAUCCCUCGACGUGCCGGCGAACACCGUUGAGGGCUGUGUUGAUGGGGGCGGCGGCGACGGCCGGCAAGCGGGUGCGCCGCGCCGCGGCAAGCGCAAGGGGCAGCCGGUUCAGGAGCAGGCGACUGCCGUCCAGUUUUCCGAAGAAGAGGUUGCGGAGGCACGCGAGCAGCUGCUCGGCUGGUACGACCGCGUGCACCGCGUGCUCCCCUGGCGGCGCAACCCGCACUCCAGGCUGCCAGAGCGGCCGGAGCAGGCUGCAGCGGGCGUGCCGGCGGCGGAAGGCGCGCCAGCGGGGCUGGGUGCGCAGGAGUUUGCCUACCGGGUGUGGGUGUCAGAGAUCAUGCUGCAGCAGACCCAGGUGGCCACUGUUAUCCCCUACUUCCAAAAGUGGCUGGCGCGCUGGCCGACGGUUGCUGACCUGGCGGGGGCCAGCCAGGAGGACGUCAACCAGCAGUGGGCCGGCCUGGGCUACUAUCGCCGCGCACGUUAUCUGCUGGACGGGGCAAAACACGUGAUGGAGAAGCUGGACGGCAGCUUCCCAACAACCGCAGAGCGGCUGCGCGAGAUCCCGGGCGUCGGGCCGUAUACCGCGGCGGCCGUGGCGUCCAUCGCGUUCAGCGACGCCGCCGCCGCCGUCGACGGCAACGUCAUCCGCGUGGUCAGCCGGCUGCGGGCCCUGGGGGGCGACCCGACCAAAAACACCCGGGCCAUCGAGGCCCUCGCGGGGCAGCUGCUGCACCCCGCGCGGCCGGGCUGCCACAACCAGGCGCGUACCGCGUGA